Stomoxys calcitrans (stable fly) is the source of this 1347-nucleotide messenger RNA. RefSeq names its product elongation of very long chain fatty acids protein AAEL008004. Bases 29 to 892 code for a protein of 287 amino acids. Gene Ontology annotation, molecular function: fatty acid elongase activity. The transcript is spliced from 6 exons. Gene Ontology annotation, biological process: fatty acid elongation, saturated fatty acid; fatty acid elongation, monounsaturated fatty acid; fatty acid elongation, polyunsaturated fatty acid. Gene Ontology annotation, cellular component: endoplasmic reticulum membrane. NCBI's taxonomy places the organism in Eukaryota, Metazoa, Arthropoda, Insecta, Diptera, Muscidae. The record is from RefSeq and is a predicted model, not a curated record.
CGAUAACUAAAAGACGACCGCAUCGAAAAUGUCCACGCACACAUUGAGCCUGAAUGAGACAAACACAGUUGUCGAUCGUCUGGUGAACUUUUUUGUCGAACACGAAGAUCUGCGAACAAAAAGUUGGUUCCUUUCGAAUGCCCCCGGUCCUCUGUUCACAAUUUUGGGUGUCUAUUUGUAUUUCUGCUUAUAUGCUGGUCCCAGAUACAUGCGCGAUCGCAAACCCUUUGAGCUGAAGAACACCCUGCUGGUCUACAAUGCAGUACAAGUGGCCUUGAGUUGGGUGCUGUUCUAUGAGGGUUACAAAGGAGGCUGGGGUGGUCACUAUAAUUUCAAAUGCCAACCCAUCACCUAUGGCACAGAUGCCGUCUCAAUGAGAAUGGCACGUGCUGUGUGGUUGUACUACAUUGCCAAGAUCACUGAACUAUUGGAUACAGUUUUCUUUGUAUUGCGUAAAAAGGAUCGACAAAUCUCUUUCCUCCAUCUGUACCAUCACACUCUGAUGCCAGUGUGUGCUUUCAUUGGUGUUAAAUACUUUGCCGGUGGCCAUGGUACCUUAUUGGGAUUCAUCAAUUCCUUUAUCCACAUCAUUAUGUAUGCAUACUACUUGUUGUCGGCUAUGGGACCAAAGGUACAAAAAUACUUGUGGUGGAAGAAGUACAUCACCAUCUUGCAAAUUGUUCAAUUCUUGAUCAUCUUUGUGCACACCUUGCAAGUCCAAUUUCAACCAAGCUGCCCCUAUCCCAAACCCAUUGCUGCUUUGCUGACCUUCAAUGCCGGUCUCUUCACCUACAUGUUCAGUUCGUUCUAUGUGAAAAACUACAACAAGGAACAGAAAAGAGCCGCCCUCAAGAAAGAGCAGGAGGCUGCCGCCAUGCUUAAGCAGGACUAAGCUGAUGCAGUGGCGUAUCAACAAUCAAGAAUUUCAUCACAUCUUUCUUGCGCGUCCUUUCUAGUAGCAUGGCGCGUGAUCCACGCGCCUUGCAACACAGCCAUCCUCUUCUUCUCACCUCCUACACGCACAAACCACCAUUUAUGUAUUUUUUAUGGGAGUACAUGCUAAGGGUUUAGAAAUCGAUACAUUCUCUUGGGGCCUGCGACGAGAGGCCCUCAGAGAAUCGAGGGGAUUUGCUUUUACCAUGUUUGUAUAGUAGCCUAAGAUAAGUAGUUCGUUUUCUUAGAUUUAGACUUUGUUGCUAUUCAGGCAUUUAAAACGAAGUGCUAACUAAAGAUUAUGUGAGUGAGUGCUUCACUUUGAUAGUAUUUUAAGUUUUCUUUUAAGAAAUUGUUAUGUUUUAAGUAAAAUCAAAAAAAAAAAAACAGAAAUAAAUAAAUCCGACAAACCAA